Messenger RNA from Musa acuminata AAA Group (dessert banana), 1105 nucleotides. RefSeq lists its product as uncharacterized. The transcript is spliced from 7 exons. NCBI's taxonomy places the organism in Eukaryota, Viridiplantae, Streptophyta, Magnoliopsida, Zingiberales, Musaceae. Gene Ontology annotation, molecular function: RNA methyltransferase activity; RNA binding. Bases 46 to 846 code for a protein of 266 amino acids. The record is from RefSeq and is a predicted model, not a curated record. Gene Ontology annotation, biological process: wobble position uridine ribose methylation; wobble position cytosine ribose methylation.
CUCCAUCUUUUUUGUUCCUCUCACUCGAAGAGACGCCGUGGGGGGAUGGGGGUGGGCGGCGUAAGGACCCUCCACCUCCGGUGCUCGCCCGUGUUCCUUCGCCCUCCUCCUACUCGUUCUCCCCGCCUUCUUCGCAAACUCUUUUCCCCACCGAUAACCCUCCAAAAACGGCACUCGCUCUCCUUCCAUUCCGCUGCUUCGCCGGAGCCUCUCUUCUACUCGGUUGAAAAUGGUAAUGCAAACUCUUGUACCAGGUGCACUCCUGGAGUUGUUAAUGACAUUUCAUGCAACAAGCUUCUUCAAGUAGUGCUUGUUUCUCCACAGAUUCCAGGAAAUACAGGAUCCAUUGCCAGAACAUGUGCAGCAUCAGCUGUUGGUCUGCAUCUUGUUGGGCCCUUAGGAUAUACAAUAGAAGAUUCUAAACUAAAGCGUGCUGGAUUGGAUUAUUGGCCAUAUGUGGUUGUUAAAGUACACACCUCUUGGGCCGAGUUUCGAGAAUAUUUCAGACAACAGGAUGGUGAAAAACGGCUUUUAGCAUUCACCAAGAGAGGCACACAGAUCCACUCGGAUUUCACCUACAAGCGAGGUGACUGGCUAGUUUUCGGUUCGGAGACUAGCGGACUACCACCUGAAGCUCUGUUUGACUGCAGCGCAGAAGGCCUCGGUGGUGGAACCAUCAGAAUUCCAAUGGUUGAAACAUAUGUCCGCUGCCUGAACCUCUCCGUCAGUGUCGGAAUUGCUCUGUAUGAAGCAUCCAGACAGCUGAACUAUGAGCAGCUUCAGUACCCGCUCUCGAGUGAGGAUGAGAGCCAACGAUUAUUCUCGUCGGAAGAUAUUUUUGGCUAGUGUGGAGGGAGGGCUCAUGUUAUGGAUGUCUAAAACCUUGUGUGUUAAUUCCAUGUAGCUAGUAGGAACAAAGAUUCGAACCAGCAGAUAUGUUGCUGGAAAAUUUUUGCCGACUUGCUUCAAGAUGAAGAAGAUGGCAUAUGACCGGCACAGCCACAUCACCUUGCCAUGCAUUGCUGGAAAAGUAAAUGAUUGGAAAUGUAUACCUUGACAUAUAUUUCCUUUUUCUUGCUGAAGAAUGUACCAAUUUGACUUUCCA